CGUUGAACUUACUGCAGUUCAACAAAAGCAUUAAUCAGUACUAGUUAUUAGCUGUUUUCUGUUUUUAAUGACAAUUUCAAAAAUUUUUCUUAAAAUUGGUAGUUAGAGUCACAGAUCAAUUAAAAAUUUUGGAUUUGUAAAUUUUUAUGAUGGUUGAUGUGCAAGAAUCGACAAAAAACAACUUAAGGUGGCCUUAUACAACAAAUAUUUCUAAACCUGGAAAAACAUGUAACCUGUUUGAUUACUUUACUCAAAUAGAUGAUUCUCAUACCAAAUAUCUUGACUAUAAAAUGUCCAAACCUUUGACAAUCCAGACACAAAAUGAGUCGCCUAGCAAGAGUGAAUCCCCUCAACCAUUUUAUCACAUACAUCAGGACUCAAUCACUUUGAAGUCAAACUCGACUCCUGUUAGAUUUAGUCCUCGUAUGGGUUCUAAUGCAAUUAGUUAUGCUCGGUCAUCUGGUAGUAGUCGUGCCUCAAUACACUCUAAUCUGUCACCUAUUAAUUUUUUUAACAUUGAACAAUCUAUAUUUAAAAUAAGUGCAAUGUUUCCAACAGCCACUGAGGAACACAUAAAAUCUUUAUUGGACAAAUAUCAUAAUAGAGAAGCAGUAGUAAUAAGUGCUUUACAGGUUGAAAAACAUCCUAUUGCAACACCAGGGCCGUAUACACCACCAUCUAUUGGUCGUCAUUUUAUGUAUCAAGUAAAUUCUUCACCUGUUAAAAGUGCUUCGUCUAAACCUGCACAUUAUUCUCCAAAGAUGAAAUUGAGGUACUUGAAAAGUGUUUUUCCUGUAGUAGAAGAAACAGUUCUUUUAGAUACACUCUGUGGUACUGACAACAAUGUAACCCAAGCUACAGAAAGAUUAUUAACUAUGGGUUUUAAUAAAGGAUUUGAUUUAUCUAGUAUUAUACCUAAAUUGCCACCUAGAGUGACAUUAAUAAACAAUGAUAAUGAAAAUGAUGAUGAAGUAUUUUGGCUCCGUAAAAAGAUUUCACACCAGUUUGAUAAUGAAAAAUCAACUUGCCCUAUAAUAUCUGACGAAACAAAACCACCAAAUAAAAAAAAUAGUGAUGUUGAAGAAUUACAAAUAAAACAAAGACUGCAAAAUAAGUAUAAAAGUGUCACAGAGAAAAUUAUUAUAUUUGCUUUGGAGAGCACUGAUUACAAUGAAACACUGUCUGAUCAAAUUUUAAAAAAUCAUUUAGAGAAUGAAUCAAAACAGAAUUAUUUGAGUGAACAACAGACUUAUGAGAACGAGCAAAAUAAAAUUUCAUAUGGUGAACCUAUUAAGAAUGCUGCUAUUGAAAUUGAAAAUGGAGUGUACAACCUUGAAAAUGGGGAAAAGUCUGAAAACAGUUUUACUGAAAUAAUUAUACAUGAUAAAAAGACCAUCUUAGCUAAAGGACCUAACAGGCAAUUAUUAAGUAUUAAAGAAUCCUCAAAUAGUAAUUGUAAAAAUGGAAUCAAAGCUAAGGGACCAAACAAAUCAUUGUUGAGUAGAAUACAAUCUCUAGCCAAAGGACCGAACAGUGAUUUGAAAAAAGGACCAUCCAAAGGAUUAGCUAAGGGAAGUUUUUUCCAAAAGUUAUUUAAAAAAACAGUUCCUUAAGUCAUACUUUAAUUAUAAUAUAAUUGUAUUAGUAAAUCGUUAUAAGAAUCUGGUUUAUUUAAUUUGUUUUGUUAUUAAUAUCAAUUAUUUACAUUACUUUUAAUUGUAACAUUUAAGUAUUAUAUUAUUCUGUUACUUAAUUUCUUAAGAUAAAAGAAAAAAUCUUUUUUUUUUUUUUUUGAAAUUGAAUAUAGUUGUACAUAUGUCAUUUUAGAUUUUUUUUUUUUUUAUAUGAACCAAAUAACAUUUUUUAGACAUUAUCAUUGUAACUAGAUUUGAUUUUGUGUUAAAUAUUUUAACUAAUAUUGUGCUAGUUAUUUAUAGUUAUUAAAAAUAAUAAUACAUUUCUGGAAAAUAUCUUUAAUA
This is a messenger RNA of Daktulosphaira vitifoliae (grape phylloxera), 1979 nucleotides long. RefSeq lists its product as uncharacterized. The transcript is spliced from 10 exons. Bases 147 to 1613 code for a protein of 488 amino acids. The record is from RefSeq and is a predicted model, not a curated record. NCBI's taxonomy places the organism in Eukaryota, Metazoa, Arthropoda, Insecta, Hemiptera, Phylloxeridae. Gene Ontology annotation, molecular function: ubiquitin binding.